AGAAGCUGAGACGCCUCGAUAGUGAAACUAAAAGUUCACCGGAGGAGAUUCUGCAGGAUAAGGUCCGGAUCCUGUUCUCUUAUGUAAAUGAUCUGAGCGAGCAGAAUCAAAUCCUGGUCCAAACAGUGGAGGAACUGGAGCUAGAAGCAAACCAGAAGGUUGCUGGACUAAAAGAAAAACUCAGCGUGGCUGAUAAAACCAUUAAGUAUUUGGAUGAUGAGAGGAGGUGCCUAGAAGAAGACAACCGCUGUCUAAAAGCCGAGCUUCAUCAACUACGAGCUGAUCCUCACACCCGGGCACAGCAGGUCGAGGAAGCUCAGCGUACACACAACCUGAAUGUCUGGUGAUCCACCCAGCAGCAGCAUGUUAUUCUACAUUGAACGUACAUGGCAGAAGCGGGACGACCUUAUGAAGGCUCAGGUGGAUGAUCUGCGGAAUCAGCUGAAGGCCAAGGACGGGAUUAUUCAAAGUCUGGAAGAGGAAAUGAAGACGCUUUGGUGUCUCGGUGCUGCGUCGGGACAGAAUAAGCUACGAGGAAGCAGAGCUGAAUCGAAGAGACGACGAGAGCGGAUUCAGACCCUCCGACAGGAUAACAGCCACCUACCUGCCAAGUUGCAGAGCAGCAGGGAGAAAGUUAAUAGCCCGGGUUUAGAAGUCGGCCGGCUCGAGUCCAAAUUACAGGAAGAGACGGAACAAUCUCAACAGCUGCGAGAUCAAAUUCUCAAGCAGCAGGAGGCUUUAAGUAGGGCAAACCAAACUCUCCGAGACGCCAGGAGAGCAGCUGGCAAUAAGUUACAAAAGAAAGAAAACAAGCUCUCUGAGGCUCUAAAACAACUACAGGAUGCCAAACAUCAGCUGGCUGAGAAGAAAAACGAGUGCAUCCAAAGCCAGAAGGAGCUGGAGGUCCAGGUGAGAGAGAAAUCCGAGGAGUUCCACAGAGUUACCAGCGAGAAGAGGAAACUGGAGCUGGAACUCGCCACGAUCACGGAGAAACACCAAACCGCCCAGAGAGAGGUAGCUAACCAUAAUGAGGUGAUCUGGCAGCUAAAGGCAGAGCUCCGUGUUUCAGCUGAGAAGUACCAGGGAGCACAAGAGGAGCUCGGGCUGCAGGAGGCUGAGGUCAGCAGGCUUAAUGAGAAGGUGAAGAGGCAGCAGGUCCACCUUCGGCAGCUAAGCGAGGCAUGUCGCCACGGAGACACCCAGCUGGACCACGAGCGGCAGACGGCGCAUCGGCUUCAGAAUCAGCUACGUCUCACAGAACAACAGCUAAAACGACAAACUGAGCGCGUGCAGCUGCUGCAGGAGGAACUUACCGCUUCCAGGCUUGGCUACAACACAGAUGCAGAGCGCUGGGCACAAAGAAACCUGCUUCUGCAAAACCAGAUCCAGCAUCUUCAGGAGCAGAACGUACAGCAUACACAGAUCCUCCCUGAACUCGAAGAAAAGCUUAAAGAAACCCAGAAUGCUCAGCGGCUCGCUCAGCACCAGGUAACGGAGUAUGAGGAGUUACUGCAGAAGUGUGACCGUGAGAUAAAGCUUCUAAACCAGCAGUUGGAGGAGAGCCAGGAUGAGUUAAAGAAGAGCAGGACCUUGGCUCAAAACCAUCAGUCAGCGGUGGAUAUCUUUAAAAAGAAAUACAUGGCGGCCAUGGAGAAGGUCCAGCAACUGCAAGUUCAGAUCCAGAGACGUGAGGAAGAGGCACAGAUUUCAAGCAAACAGUUAGAGGACUUGCGGGCAGAUAUAAGCAAUUUAAAAGCGGAACUAUCCUGCCUGGAGUCACGCUACGAGCAGAAAGUAAGCGAGCUAGAGCACUCUGAGGAGGUGCUAGAGCAGCUAACAGAGGAACUUCAUGCAGCGCUGGAUACUCUGAGGAGUCGAGAUGAGACAAACCUUCAGUGUGAGAAAGAGAUGGAGAAAUUACAGCUUACAAUGGACAAUCAGCAGAAGCAGAUAUCUGCGUAUGAAGAGAAAUGUCUACAGUUGCAGAGAGAGCUCACAUCUUUCCAAAAUGCCCCCAGUCACUGGGACGAGGAAUCCAGGCCUCUACAGAACCAGCAUGGAGUUGAGAAAUGUACGCACAAGCCGAGCGGGUCUCGGGGGACCGUGGUGCAGCUGCGUCCUGAGGCCCUGGGCCUGGUUGAGGAGCUGCAUUGUGGGUCUUUGGACGUGGACCAGCAACAGAAAGACAACCUGAACCAGCUCAAGCAGGAAGUGGCUCAUUUAGAGGAAGAUCUCACACUGGCUAGAACAUCCAGUCUGCAAAAAGAGCAGGCCCUGCAGGAGUGUGAGCAGGAGGUGAUUGUAGUGAGAGCUGAACUACAGCACACAUUCCUCACUCUCUGUGUCAGAACUGAAGAAGUGCAGACGCUAACAGAGGAGAACAAGCUAAACCAGCAGGAGAACCAGGCUGUGAGGAAUCACAUAAAUCAGCUGAGUCAUCAACUUCAGCUUCUCCUCUCCAUCUACACGGGUCCAGUUGACCAGAAAGACAAGACUUAUUUACUGUCAAAUCUUACAAACACAGAGGAUCAGCUGACCGAUAACCUUCAACAACUCACAGAGCUACAAAUGAUGGUGGAGAAGCUUCAGCUGGAGGCUGACGCUGUUCAGAAAUCUCUGCUGAAGGCUCGAGACGUUGUGGCAGAGCAGCAGAGACUCGGAUCUGACUUGACGGCACAAAGAGAUGAAGCCAGGGAGCAGCUGCAGCGGUUGAAGCGGACUCUUGAGGAAAGUCUUGCCGAAAACACUCACCUCCAGCAGGAGAGAGCACAGCUAGCGACCAACAUCAGCAGUUGGCUCAAAGAACACAGGGCUGCUAAUGAGAGUCUGGCUAGACGAAUCAAACAGCAGAAUGAGCUUCUGACCACCAUCAGCCUGGAGAAAACGCACCUCCAGGAGAGCAGAAAGACCUCCCAGGAGGACCUGAAGAGGCUGCGAGCCCAGCUAGAGGACAAGGACAGAAAGAUUAAUGAGUUAAAGAUGACGAGUCUCAGGGAGGACAACCAGACAAACAAGAAGCUGCUUGAACAUGGAAAGGAAGGCACGCUUCUGCUGCUGGGCUUCAGGACCAAUCAGGACUCUUCUACCUCCUCUCUGUCCUUGGAGAUUUCAGACAUGGAACCAGGCAGAACGGGGCAAAUCGGGUCGUGUAAUAAGGAAUUUGACCAACUGCAAAAAAGAAAGGAGGAAAGACCAAAUUUAUUAAUGCAUUAAUAUAGUCUUAAAGAGGAAACAGUGACUCAAGAAUAGAACUUAGAAGUAGAAAGAGUUGAGAAGCUCUUUUAAAGUGACCGUUGAUUCUUAUCCCCCCUGACUCCUGCUUGGAUGGCUCAAGGUUCAAGGUUGUGCCAAGCUUCAUCCAUGUCAAAAUUAUUGAGGUCACUGUGGUCCUGGAAACACCCAAAGCCUCAGAUAUUGGUUUUUAUCUUUGCCCUGAUCUAUGCCUCGCCACAAUUUAAUGACGCAGACCUACAGACAGUUCUUUGGACUGACUGACUGACUGUCCCUAAUGGCUUACUUUUUGUCCAUAUAAUGUACAACCCCAAAUCAGAAAAAGUUGGGACAGUAUGGAAAAUGCAAAUAAAAUAAAAACAGAGUUCCUUACAUUUA
Trichomycterus rosablanca is the source of this 3609-nucleotide messenger RNA. RefSeq lists its product as uncharacterized. The record is from RefSeq and is a predicted model, not a curated record. Gene Ontology annotation, biological process: spermatogenesis. The transcript has 23 exons. The coding region runs from base 337 to 3213 and encodes 958 amino acids. NCBI's taxonomy places the organism in Eukaryota, Metazoa, Chordata, Actinopteri, Siluriformes, Trichomycteridae.